Molecule: messenger RNA, 1948 nt
Organism: Setaria italica (foxtail millet)
Lineage: Eukaryota; Viridiplantae; Streptophyta; Magnoliopsida; Poales; Poaceae
Product: 60S ribosomal protein L2, mitochondrial
Exons: 2
Coding region: 310-1623 (437 amino acids)
Biological process (GO): cytoplasmic translation
Cellular component (GO): ribosome
Molecular function (GO): RNA binding; structural constituent of ribosome
Source: RefSeq, a predicted model, not a curated record
CGGCAGGCGCCGUGGCUCCAUCCUUCCUUCCCCGUCGGCACUCGCAGCCGCCGCCGCCGCCGCCGCCGGGCGCCGGGAGGCGACUAACCUCCUGCCCCGCCCUGCCGCCGCGCGCCGCCGGCUCCUGGGAUUCUCUCGCCUCAGCGCACGAGGCCUGCCGUGACCGUCGGACGGAUCUUCCCUUCCCCACCUGCGGGGACUGAACUGGACACCGCCCUGUCCCCGCCGGUGCCUGGUUAGUGGAGAGCCCGAUUGCACGCUUCGGAGAGUCUUAACUCGUUCCUGCUACACUCCACCCCUGUCAGCAAGAUGGCACGCCAAUCCGCUAUCUCGCUCAUGAGAGAUCGGGCCAAGGUGGGGGUGCUGAAGCGUCUAACUCUGAGCUCGUCGAAGACUGCAGGUAGGAACUCGUCCGGGCGCAUCACCUCUUUCCACCGUGGAGGAGGGGCCAAGAGGUUGCAGAGGAAAGUCGAUGUGAAGCGGGGCACCUCUUCCCUGGGCAUUGUCGAGCGGAUUGAGUAUGACCCGAAUCGCUCCUCUAGCAUUGCUCUGGUUCGAUGGGUCCAAGGGGUACAUUUCCGCCGCCGCAAGAUUCCACAAGAGCUCAGUACCAACUCUCACACCCCAGGAUCUACCACGGCAGAUGUCUCCAGUCGGUUUUCCCUUGCGGCAUUGUCUGGUAGAGAGCAUAAAGGAAAGGAAGCUGCUUCUGCACUGUACUCUUCUCUGGGCAAUGGAGAUAUUCCUUCUGUUAACUCUGGUCCAUCAUUGAGCUUACCUAGGAUAGCUCUAGCUGGUGCCAAGCCUGCUUUCUUCACUCAAGUCAGAGGAAAUGAAGAAGGAAAACAGACAUUUUCUCUUUCUGAGAUUCAGAAAUGGACAACAGAUGAUGUGCUUUGGGCACAGAGAAUGAAGCGUCAAGCUGCUCUCUCUUGGCAGAAUGAUCUGAAGAAGAAACCUUUGCUUCUGACACAAGCUAACCGCUUCAGUAGCUUGGCAGCAAAGUCUGUUGGUACGAGUAAAGGGCCAAAGGGAAAGGUUGAUUGUGUACCAGUAUCCUAUGUAUUGGCCAGUCACCAAUGCCUGCCAGGUAGUACAGUGAUGAACUAUGAUUCCUCCAAACCUUCUAAGAGUUCAGCCUCUUCACCAAGUUCCUCAGCUAAUCAGUAUGAUAUAAUUGACCUCAACUCAAAGGUCGGAAAUUGCAUACCAUUAGCCAAUGCACGAAUUGGAACAUGGGUGCAUGAUAUUGAAUGUCGUCCUGGUCAGGGUGGGAAGAUGGUUCGAGCAGCAGGUACAUAUGCUAAGGUAGUCCAGGAGCCAGGUGCACAGUGUGUUCUGCGCCUUCCUUCAGGUGCUGAGAAGAUUGUGGAUUCAAAAUGCCGUGCUACAAUUGGUAUAGUCUCUAAUCCAAGCCAUGGUACGCGCAAGCUAAGAAAAGCAGGGCAUAGCCGGUGGUUAGGCAGGCGCCCUGUUGUCCGUGGUGUUGCUAUGAAUCCUGUGGAUCAUCCCCAUGGUGGAGGUGAGGGACGUACCAAAGGAGGCAGGCCUUCAGUUUCUCCCUGGGGAAAGCCCACUAAAGCAGGGUACCGGUCGCCAAGUGUGGCCAGCCGUAAAGCUUAGUGUGCUGUAACAAAGCUCUUAUUGGAAUGAUGUUUUUUUGUUUUCCUAUUGUUGAGAAAAUAAAGAACAGAUGUUGGUGGCAGAGGGAACUGUGUGAUACAUCGACUUUGGUUGUGAUGUAGUCAGCAGACAAAGAAGAUAGUUUUCAUUCCAAUGCUUGUCAUCAAAACUCAUUACUGGAUUUCUUCUUUAUAACCUUCUGUUUUGUAACUGGUGGCAUAUUUGGUUUUGGUGCUACUGUUCUGAUGGAGAAGGGAUGUUCUAAUAUUUUUGACAGAGGCUUGUUUCAGAAACAAGAUACUCCUGUUGGCAUAUUGUUCCUUUU